GUCUCACACAUUGUGGUUGGUAGGUGAAAAGAAUCAAACACAAAAACAAAAAAACAAAAAAGAAAACAGAGAGAAAAAAAAUGGCUUCGAAAGCUGUAUGUGUAACAGGUGCUUCAGGCUACAUUGCUUCAUGGUUGGUCAAAUUUUUGCUCCAACGCGGCUACACCGUUAAGGCCACUGUUCGCGAUCUCAAUGAUCCAAAAAAGACUGAUCACUUGACAUCCCUUGAUGGAGCUAAGGAGAGACUUCACUUGUUGAAAGCAAACCUGCUGGAAGAAGGUGCCUUUGAUGCUGUGGUUGAUGGUUGUGAAGGUGUAUUUCAUACAGCAUCUCCCUUUUACCAUGGAGUCAAAGAUCCACAGGCGGAAUUGAUUGAUCCUGCACUGAAGGGGACACUUAAUGUUCUUGGAUCAGUUGCGAAGACACCAUCUGUAAGAAGAGUGGUGUUGACAUCAUCUGUAGCAGCAGUUGCUUUCAAUGGCAAGCCGAGAACGCCUGAAGUAGUAGUUGAUGAGACAUGGUGGUCAGAUCCUGACUUUUGCAGAGAAUCACAGCUCUGGUAUGUACUUUCGAAGACAUUGGCUGAAGAUGCUGCGUGGAAGUUUGUGAAAGAGAAAGCUUUCGAUAUGGUUACAAUAAACCCAGCAAUGGUUAUUGGCGGUUUGUUACAACCAACACUUAAUACAAGUUGUGCUGCAAUUUUACAAUUGCUAAAUGGUUCUGAAACAUUCCCAAAUGCUACACUUGGAUGGGUUAAUGUGAAAGAUGUCGCCCUUGCGCAUAUUCUAGCAUUUGAAAACCCUUCAGCUAAUGGUAGAUAUUUAAUGGUUGAGUCAGUUGCCCACUACUCUGAGUUAGUAAAGAUAUUACGCGAGCUUUACCCUACAAUGAAGCUUCCAGAAAAGUGUGUUGAUGAUAAGCCAUUUCCGCCAAAGUACCAGGUUAACAUAGAAAGAGCAAAAAAAUUGGGUGUUGAGUUCACUCCCUUGGCUGAAAGCAUCAAAGAAACUGCUGAAAGCUUGAAGGAGAAGAAAUUUUAUUGAGAUGCACAUUCUUAGUGUUGAUGAGUCUGCAAAUUUUAGAGAACAUGCUUUUGUACCUUAUUGUCCACCAUCUCUCGGGGAAAUUGAUAUAAUAAGACCUUUCUUACAUGUCGUUUUGUGAUCCAGAAUUUUAAUGGUGUAAACGCUUCGUGGAGUUAGUAGAAAAAGC
Molecule: messenger RNA, 1212 nt
Organism: Lycium ferocissimum
Lineage: Eukaryota; Viridiplantae; Streptophyta; Magnoliopsida; Solanales; Solanaceae
Product: cinnamoyl-CoA reductase CAD2-like
Exons: 6
Coding region: 81-1043 (320 amino acids)
Molecular function (GO): oxidoreductase activity, acting on the CH-OH group of donors, NAD or NADP as acceptor
Source: RefSeq, a predicted model, not a curated record